Messenger RNA from Diplodia corticola, 4527 nucleotides. Its product is annotated as neutral amino acid permease. The transcript has 4 exons. The record is from RefSeq and is a predicted model, not a curated record. Lineage: Eukaryota; Fungi; Ascomycota; Dothideomycetes; Botryosphaeriales; Botryosphaeriaceae. The coding region runs from base 1 to 4527 and encodes 1508 amino acids.
AUGGCGGAAACCGUUGGCGUUGAGGAUAUUGAGAAGAUGUGGGAGACAGCUUUGAAGACGUACAAAGAGAGGACAGGAGAUGAUCUCAAUCACAGUGCAAACCUUACCUUGGAAGAGAUGGAAGCGGAGCUCAGCAAAAGCUUUCAAGGAGGUGAUACACGAGAUGACAUCGUCAAGAAAUCAUUGGAAAGCAUAAUACAGGCUGGGGCUGAGAUUUUGAGCGACGUCGCAUCGAACGCGUUUCCAGGAGCUGGAGUCCUGUUCAAAGCAGUCACGCCUCUGAUCGAAAUCACGCACAACUACCAGAAGUACUACACGCCCAGAAGCGUCCACGAUAUACUGGAGGAUAUCCUACCACACUUCAACAGAAUCGAAACCUGGGUGGAAUCAACACGUCAAGGAGCCAGAUUGAGUCGGAACCUCGUGGAGUUGAUCUUCCAGACCCUCGAGCAUUUUCUGAACAUAUGCGCCAUCUACCGCAAUAUUGUCCAAACCUCCGAACACAGGAAAGGAAGAUUCAAAAACUUUUGCAAAGCUGUCAUUGGUCUUGACCAGGGUAUAAAAGAGGAAGUUGAUCACCUUGAACGCUUAGCGAAGCAUGAACGGGCACAGACCGAAGCGGAAUCCCACGGGUACCUUCUUGUGGAUGAGGAUCGCCGGGCCCGGGCCAGGUACCAGAAAUCCAUCAGCGACAACCUGGAAAUCGAGGAAACCACACAAUUCCUGGAUCAGUGGACGGAGACGCAGACAAAGCUUCAAAAAGAAUACGUGAAGGGCAUUGGAUCAUGGCUGCCGGCACUUGAUGAAUUCUCUACGUGGGCAGAUGUUUGCCAAGCUGCAGCCCCGGUAUUGAUGUUGGAAGCAGACCCAGGUUUUGGAAAGACUUACCUCUGUUCCGAGAUCAUCAAGAAAUUGCAGGAUGGCCAAAUGCCUGAGAAGCAUAGGAUGUCAUCCAUUGCCUUCUUCUAUUUCAAGAGCUCGGAGAAGGGUCGCAUCUCAAAGGGACAGACCGCAAACCAAAGCCAAGGUGCCGCGAAAGACAGUCCGACGUCUGGACCUAUCCAAGAUGACCAGGUGUGCAUUCGAGAUGCUCUGAUAUCCCUCAUUUGGCAACUCACCUUGGUUGAUGACGAGUAUCAAAAAUUUGUGGCCAGCAAGAUGGAACUCCCCACUAGCCGGUUUCCCAAGAGUAAAGAGCUCUGGGAGAGAUUAGUCAAGGAGUAUGCCACGUUUGCAGGCUCAAAGCGCCGAAAAAUCUUCUUCCUCAUCAUCGACGGACUUGAUCUGGACCAGAGAACAGCAGAAGAGCAAGACGACUUCAAGUUUGUCGUUCAAGACAUCAUGAAAAUGCCCCGUAGCGAGUUCCAAAUUAGGAUACUGAUCACUGGAAAGAAAGAUAUCCUGAGCAAUCUUCAAAUCAGCGACAGCAAGGACUCGACACUCAUUCACGUUGCCGAACAUCGCCAAGGAGACAUGAAAGCAUUCAUCAAGUACAGAUUGCGCGCCGUCCCAAAGGAUUGGAAAGACAAAGAGCAAGUAGACCUCUUACGGCAAAUUGAGACCAAGUUCUGCGAUUGCGAGAAAUAUACGUCGGGCAGCUACCUGCACGUAUCGUCUCUCCUGGAUGAGGUCGCCCAUACCUAUGGAAACAAUGAACUUCGCGAUAUCCUGAAGCGUCACCCCGAGGAUUCGUGCAGUGCAGUCGCUUGGCAACUGAAGCGGGUCGAAGGCCAGUUGAGUGGUGACGAGAUAGAGGAAUUUAACGACAUCCUCAUCUGUAUGGUCCUCUUGGAAGUUUGGCCAAAUAUCAAGCAGCUCGCGACAUUUGCAUGGGACAAGUAUCUUCAUUUUUUCACGCUGUAUGAUGACGACAUAGUCGAAUCUGAACCAACGAUGAAGUACUUCAUCGACCGCCACCCACCGGAACCAGAACCCAUUUUCGCCAAUGAAACAUUUUCUCAAGGCGAGAAUUACGAAUCCGACGUUGCAUUGAUUAAACGACUUGCCCGAGCCUUUUGCCAAGGAGAGCUUCCAGCCAGACUUGAGCAGUUUUUCAAAUCGCUACCAGCUUCAACGCCCCGCAUCGAUUUGGACUGCGUUGAUGGACAUGUGAAGAUAGUUCUUUGUGUUCUAAGAGCAGUAUGCACUGAACGCAGGAAGAACUCUGUCUUCUUACAUGAGUACGCAGCUUUCUAUCUUCUCUCACACUUUGGAAAAGUUACAACCGACCAGCUGCGUCAAGUCACUGCAGAUGUCAAAACAGAAAUUGGCUACCAUCUCCAUGAAUUUUUCAUGGAUCAAGUUUCGGUAAACACUUGGAUGAAGCAAGACCUUUCUGACAGCGCCCUGGACACACUCUUCUUGGCUGAGCAGCAGCAGAUUGUGCAUGAUGCGCUCAGAUGGCAAGAAGGUGAAGACGUGAGAAAGGGAAUAGGGAUGGCUGCCAAGCAAAACAAGUAUUGUUCACAGGCCUCUAUGGAAGAGAACAUUCAAGGUUCUGGAGGAGAAGGAAAAUCAGAUGAGAAAGCUACCCAUGGAGACGACUUGAGCCAGGCCGGGGAACUGAGCAUCGAUCUAGAGGAAACCGAACAUGCCGCAGAGAUAACACACGACCCAGGUAACAUAAGCUCUACGGAGGAAGUAGUCCAACAUCAAGGACCCGCACAAGAUCUCACCGUUAUGAGCGCCAAUGAGAGGGACAGGCAGCAUGAUGCAUAUGAAACAGACACAGAGGCUAAUGAACAAGCUCGGUUGGAAAUUCACCAAGUCAUCCAAGCCCCACGGAAAGCUUUGGCAUAUUUAUGGCUUGAUGGUGUCGACUUUGAUGCGGAAACUAGCAUUUGGAAGCUGAUAAGAAUGUCUAGAGGCAACUUUGGAGAUCUGGAGGUCUGUUCCGCAGAUAGACUGAGCAAGAUAUCCAGACCCUCAUUAGAAUUGAUCUGGAAAUGGGCUAUUGGAGUUCUAGGAGACGCAGACAAUAUCAAAACGUCAAAUAGAUUGACGCGACUUGCCGAAACUGUCCUUGCAAUUCGGAAAGCUUCCUUGGAAGAGCAACACACCGACUCGGAGCCUUGGCAAACACGACCUUCAGGAGAAGAUGACGACUACGAAUACAUCGCCCAAAAAUGCCAAUUAGCCAAGCGUGAAGAUCCAAAUAAUUGGAGAGCUACUUGGUGCAUUGCGAAAGCCCAAAUGCAGCAGCGUCACGCACCAUGGAUCUGGCCCGGGGAACAUCCAGCCUUAGAAACAUUGGAACAGCUUCUGGAAGAGUUUCAGAAGAAAAACCUCAGGAAUGAAGACAGGAACCAACACGACAAGAUCCUCAGUUCUUUUUUAGAGCUUUGUGAGAACAAAAGCCUACCAUACAGGGCCGUAAGAGCAUUUGGCAGUCUCUUCGAGAAGUUCCCUAAUGACAUGGAUCUGGUGAAGAGAGGAUUUGAUUGGGUAAUGGCCCAGAAAGACCGCAUCUGCUUGAAGAAACUGAUACAUAUCCUCGUCAUGACGCCGGAGAAAGGAGGAUGCAGUCCAAUGACCAACCUACUUCACAAGCUUGCUGAAUCACAAGAAUUCCACGGCAAUCUUUGGCUGGCACUAUACGACGACUUGGGACUCACCAUAAAGUGCUAUACUGACGCCAUCAACGUGACAACCGACAUUUCCGUGGUGGCUAGAGGUAACCUACGCUUCUAUUACGCCGUGGCACUGUACCAUCAACAAAAGGUGGAAGAUGCGACCGGAAUGUGGGAAAGCAUCAAACUCGAACGGCCACAGUUCAGAGCACACCCGGAACUCCGACAGUUGCAAGCCCAGAUCUCCGAGAAGCUUGCUCUAUGCUACGUUCAGCUUACUCGGUCUUCCAUCAAGAAGGCGUCAGCGUCAGAUGGAGAAACUGAAUACAUCAAGAAAGUCCGAGAGUUGAUUCAAAAGGGAAAAGAGGGACAAGAUACUUCGGUGACGGACAUCCGGUACUUGACGCUAUCACUAUGCCGGAUCCACAAGCUCAACGGACAAGAGGAGGAAGCCAAAAGCUGCAUCGGUAGCUAUGUCAAAGCCGCAGCCGACAUCCUGGUGGACGAAACAUACGAUAACGACAGCGAAGGUUAUAGGGCACUUGGCGAGAUCUUCGUUGCUCUAGGUGAUGAGAAGAGGGCAAAAGACGCCUGGUCAAUGAUCAACGACACCGGGGACGGACAUCUUUUUGAGCUGCCAAUAUUCUGCGAUGGGGGAUGUGGCAAGAGAUGGGAGCGUUAUCCGGAUACGGAGAUGCACAUCUGCAAGGACUGUAGGGGUGUACACCUCGACAAGACGUGCCACGAGAAGCUGAAGAGUGGAAAAUUACGACAAAGAGUCUGUGGAAAAGACCACCCGUUUUUCACAGUGCAAAAAUGGGAUGGUAAAGCGAGGAAAGAAAUGACAAGCCGGGUCGCCAAAGCUGGAGAUUUGGUAACUCUGACGACAAGUUGGGUGGAUGAGAUCAACAGCCAGUAUGUGGUCAAACAGACCAACAACCAACACCAUCACAGGUAG